This is a messenger RNA of Alosa sapidissima (American shad), 2188 nucleotides long. It is a transcript of the gene lhx4, whose product is annotated as LIM homeobox 4. The transcript has 6 exons. Gene Ontology annotation, molecular function: RNA polymerase II transcription regulatory region sequence-specific DNA binding; DNA-binding transcription factor activity, RNA polymerase II-specific. Gene Ontology annotation, cellular component: nucleus. Gene Ontology annotation, biological process: regulation of transcription by RNA polymerase II; neuron differentiation. The coding region runs from base 1 to 1167 and encodes 388 amino acids. NCBI's taxonomy places the organism in Eukaryota, Metazoa, Chordata, Actinopteri, Clupeiformes, Clupeidae. The record is from RefSeq and is a predicted model, not a curated record.
AUGAUGCAAAGCGCAGCCGUUCUGACAGAGACUCCCGGGAAGGGGCUGCCGGACAUACUUGGAGUGCCAAUGCAGCAGAUCCCUCAAUGUGCAGGCUGCAACCAGCAUAUCCUCGACAAAAUUAUUCUGAAGGUUUUGGACCGGCAUUGGCACGCUAAAUGUUUGAAAUGCACCGAAUGUCAGGGACCGCUGGCAGAUAAGUGUUUCUCGCGGAUGGGAAAUAUCUACUGCAAAGAAGAUUUCUUCAAACGUUUUGGAACAAAGUGUGCCUCAUGCCAACAGGGCAUUCCCCCUACACAGGUGGUAAGGAAAGCCCAAGAUUUUGUGUACCACUUGCACUGCUUUUCCUGUGUAAUCUGUAGCCGACAGUUGGCCACUGGUGAUGAAUUCUAUCUCAUGGAAGAUGGCAGACUGGUGUGCAAAGAAGACUAUGAGACGGCAAAACAAAAUGAUGACUCGGAAGCAGGAGCAAAACGCCCGCGGACAACUAUCACAGCCAAACAGUUAGAAACCCUGAAAAGUGCUUACAAGAAUUCCCCAAAACCAGCAAGACAUGUACGUGAACAGCUGUCCUCUGAGACGGGAUUGGACAUGAGAGUGGUACAGGUUUGGUUUCAGAACCGCCGAGCAAAAGAAAAACGCCUGAAGAAGGAUGCGGGCCGCCACCGCUGGGGUCAAUAUUAUAAAAGUGUCAAACGCAGCAGAGGGACAAGCAAAAUAGAAAAAGAGAGUUCAGCUGAGGAUGUGGGUUUGAGUGACAGUGAAAUCAGCUUCAGAGAUGAUCAAAUCUUGGCAGACUUGGGCCACACUAACAGUAUCUAUGCCAGUGUUGGUGAUGCGGCAAAUGGGGGUAUUUUGAAUGGAAGAUUCACAUUAGAUGGUACUGGGCAGCCUUAUCAUGACGUACGAGCCAGUAGCCCCUAUGGGCUCCCCCAUUCUCCAUCCUCCAUAAGCUCACUGCCAGGCCAUACCCCACUACUAAGUAGCCUGAGCUUCUCCAUGGACAAUAUCAUGACACAGGCUGGCCAAGCUGGUGUUGGGCAAGCUCUGAGAGUCAUGGCUGGUGGCCCAACCUCUGACCUUUCUACAGGGAGCAGCACAGGCUACCCAGACUUUCCAACUAGUCCUGCCUCCUGGUUGGAUGAAAUGGACCACUCUCAAUUCUGAAUUGUUGAAGCAAUGCUGCUGAUAAGUUCCAAAUAAUGAACAGUUAUGGACUUGAUAUUAAUGUUUCCCCUGGAAAUCAUAUUUUUUCAGUAAUGAGGACAAGGGAUUAUGUUAAAACUAUUCAACAGAAGAAAACCUGAGGCAGCAGCAAAGUGAAGUAACCCUCUUUCUGGAGAGAUUCAGGACAAGGAUGGACAUUUUAAUUUGAAACGUGUUAUAGAGAAUCAAUGGAGAAUAUCCCUGUUAAGACUAUGGAUUUUGUGUUACCAUCAUUUCUUCAAAGUUUGGUUGAAUAUCCACCUAGUAUUUCCAGCAAGGCAUUACAAUACUCUCCCCAACACAAAGUAAGUAGAACACAAUCAAACAGAGAAUCCUUUAAAAGGUAUUCCCUCAUGUCUCUGAUUGCAGAAGGGUUAGUUCUAAUACAACUGCAUUCAUUGACAAUGCACUUUAAAUGUGUUGUCUCCAGCUCACUACAGGACUAAUGCACAAUGUGGUCCAACACUCUUUAAGUAAUCAGGUGUUGAGUAUGAAGAAAAUAACAGUGAAAAAAGGGAAUGGACGUUUAUAAUCAUGACAGAGCAGUUAAAACACUUUAAACAGUGGUGUGAUUUGAUGUCUUUGAGAAGCGUUAUCAUCAGCAUGUCUGUGUGGAUGUGAUUUGAUGACAUUGAAAACUGAAGAAAAAAUCUUCACACAGAAUGGAUUUAAAAUAUAAAUGAGUGUUUUCAUGAAAUCAACACAAGCAAUCAUUGACAAAAACCUGCAUUGAUCAAAAAAACCUGUUUAUACAAAUUUGUGUUGGCCAUUAUGAUAUGGGUCAAUAACAUGACAUCGAUGCACCAAUAACCACAAUGUCUGUAGGUGUUCCAAUUAAAAUGGUCACUCAAGUGAAAAAAGCCACACAUUUAAUUUUUUGGAAAUUACCAUUGGCAUGACCAAUGAAAGGCUACUGUAGCCACGUUUAACAGCUAAAAUCCUUUCAAAAAGUGUAGAAUAUUAACAUUACAUUAUCCAUUAA